UUCGUGGCCCACGUCCUCCCCACGUCGUCCUCCUCCUCCUCCUCCUCCCCUUGAGAAAGUGCCACAUGACCUGUCAAGUAGGAAGUGGAGAUCUCACCACCACCAUCAACACAUCCAGCAGCAGCAGCAGCAGCAGCGAGCGGACCCUGACGACGAGGCUGAAGCACCUCCACCUGUCCCCCGGUGUCGCUCUCGACGUUUCCCCACCCGGACACACACGUUUCCAGGCAGAGCAGCGAUCUGUCCGCAGUCAUGUACGUGAAGCUGGUGGUUUUCGCCGCAGUCGUGGCUCUCGCUGUCGCAUCAGCCGAUGCGGACUCCGAUAAAUGUACCGGCCUGACAUGUGCUACGUGCACAGCCACUGCAGACUGUCUGUGGGUCAACUGCACAACACCAUAUGUUGGCUGUCGCAAUGCAACUGUUCUGUCAGAAGACCCUACCUGCUCCAACACUACCUGCACAGUUCCCUCUCCUCCUCCUCCUCCUACAACACCCAAGGCUUUGACUACUGCCAAACCCCUUACAACCCCUUCUACCCCUGUUGUCACGACCGCCUCUAACAGCAGCAGCGCUCCUCAGCCCACCACAGGAAAUGGAACUGUUAUUGUCACCACUCCGAGUAGUAACACCUCCCUCCCCACUACAUCUUCUACUUUAACCGGAACCACCACAAGCCACGCGACGGUCUCCCCGACCCCUGCCCCUCAAAAGAACUCGACCUUUGAUGCCGCGAGCUUCAUCGGUGGAAUAGUGCUGGUGCUGGGCCUGCAGGCGGUGAUUUUCUUCAUCUACAAAUUCUGCAAGUCCAAGGAGCGCAACUACCACACCCUUUGAAGCAGCAUCUCGGUUGGUUCGGCAUCACUAGACCCGUCCCCGCCAACUCUAAACUCCCGGAGAAGACUCCCCACUCGGCACGCACUCAUCACACACUCGAACUCAAAUAGUGUUUUCAAGCUGGGAUUUUUCACGUUUGUGCCACUUGUGAUUUCGGCCUGCAUUAGUGCUGCUGUAGUCGGUAUAGAGGCACCCACGCAUGCCUGUAUGUAUGAUAAGUAACAACGCACCAACUUGUACAGUAUACAGAUCCCUACUGAUAUGGUAUUUAAGCCUCGAGCAUAUGGAUUACAUCAUGUGUUCACUACUCCCACCUCCAUCAUGCUGUUAGUCAUCCUGCGAAAGACCAUUUUCCAGCAAACUGAGGCGGCUGGUGUUAUUUACGGCCCCUCUCCUCACCACAUGAGUCAAAGGGACCAGCAGUAGCUUUCAGUGAUGCUUGGGUGGAGUAGCAUUUACAGCAUCUUCUCGAUUCCUGAUUUGGAAACACUGUUUGAGUUCACAGCUUUUCUUAAAAUGUGACGAUGGUGAUGAUUCAGUAUUGCUUUCACCCUGUUUAAUCGUGGGCAGGUUCUCU
This is a messenger RNA of Paralichthys olivaceus (Japanese flounder), 1411 nucleotides long. It is a transcript of the gene cd164, whose product is annotated as CD164 molecule, sialomucin. The record is from RefSeq and is a predicted model, not a curated record. NCBI's taxonomy places the organism in Eukaryota, Metazoa, Chordata, Actinopteri, Pleuronectiformes, Paralichthyidae. Gene Ontology annotation, cellular component: cytoplasmic vesicle.